AUGAGCAGCCCGGCCGGAGCGCCAUGGCUCUACCAGAGUCUGCCAUCGAGCACGCGGCCGCUGCAGCUGCCAGCGAGCGACAAGCCGCUGUACCUCAACGCAGCGAGCCUCAAGAGUCUCUUCCAGAUGGACUCGCCGGGCUUUCAAAUGGCCAAACACCCGUUCCUCCAGCCGACGGCCGACCUUCGGCGCAAGCGACUCCAGCACGUCGCCGCGCUGACGCUCCCUCGUCACAAGACGAACCAAGCCGACGACAAGUCAAGCCACGUAGUACGCAAGAAGCCCUCCAAGAAGCGGGCGCGGCCUACAAAAACCCGACCGCUCAUUGCACCGCCGGCGCUAGACGAGCGCGCGUCGAUAGACGAUGCGCAGCGUGCAGCCCAGGCAGCGCAAAUGGGCUUGACGCUGGACGAGUUUAACGCGCUUGAGGCGCAGUUUGGCGGCCAAGCCCUCAACCAAAACGAGAUGGUCGAGCGGUACCGCGCUGUCUUUGACGAGUACGAUACGGACAAGAGCGGGUCCAUCUCGCCCGACGAGCUCCGGACGCUGCUCAAGGCCAUGGGCGAGGCAGACUUGGACGACGGAGAGAUCAACGACAUCAUUCGGCAGGCCGACGCUGACAACAACGGCUCGAUCGAGUUUGAAGAGUUUAUCAACAUGAUGAAGGCGCGGAAGCGGCUCCUCGCGGUCGCCCAGCACGUCGGCGCGAUGGCGAGUGCGUCCAAAUCGAAACUUUCGCUCGUUGCCGAUGCGGGGCUACCGCCGCUCAAGGUGGCGCCGCAGCGCUCCAAGCGCCAUCUUCAGCAGUUCAACAGGUUCAUGGCGCGGCCGACGCCAAGCUGCUUGCAGGCCGGCGCGCCCACGGACGUCGCCGCGCUCCGUCGCGAGCUCGCCUUGUCCGAGUACGGCCUCAAGACGCUCGAUAUGAAAGUGCGGGAAGAUGUGCAGUGGGUGCAAGCCAACUGCCCCGUCACGUCGCUCAAGGCGCAGCUCUUUUGCCAAAAGUGGGGCGCCGAGAAAAUGAACAAGUUCUUUUCCCGCAUUCUGCUCAACUUUCAAGCCCGCGCGUUCUACAAGUGGAUCGACUACCUCACCUUUAUGGCGGCCAAGCUCAAGGCCGACAAGUACCUCAAAGUCAAGGCCGGCGCGCGCCUCCACACGCUCAUGCACGCCUGGAAGCACAAGUCGCUCGUCCGUGCGUGGUUUGCGUGGACCCAAGAGGCCAUCGACCAAGCCCGCAACGAGCGCAAUGCGAGCGCGAUCGAGAUUCAGAAGCGCGCUCGCGGCCUCCUCGUGCGCGUCGCCCGCCUCCAUCACCGCCAAGACGUCGGCGCGGUCGCCUUUCAGCGCAUUGUACGCGGCCACCUCGGUCGCUGCGCCGUGCGGCGACUCCGCCAACAUCGCCUCGAAGUCGCGAGCGCGUCGCUGCUGCAAAAGUGCUACCGAGGCUUCGCGGGCCGGCGCCUCGGUCGCCAGCUCUUCCGCGUACAGGCCAUGAACCGCGCCGCAAUUGUGAUCCAGACGGCGUUUCGAACGUACCAGCAGCGGCUCUUUGCGCGCGAAGUGCUCUACGUCAAGCGCCAGCACCGCGCCGCCGUCAUCCUUCAGUGCGCGGCACGGCGCAAAGCCGCGUACCUCGAGAUCGCCCGGCGCCGGCUCGUGCGCCGGAAGGCCAAAGCCACGCGCGACCUCCAGCGCUGUGUGCGCGGCUGGCUCGGUCGGCUGCGCGUGCGUGGCAUCCGACGCCGUCACAGCGCGGCAACACAGAUUCAGCGUCUCUUCCGGGGUCAUCGCGCGCGAGUACGCGUCACGCGCCUGCGCUGCGAGAAGGCCGCCAAGCGUCUUGCGGUCAAACGUGACCGCGCCGCACUCCGGAUUCAGGCGUUUUGGCGCGGCGCCACUGGAAAGUACGCCUACCACCUGCGGCUUCGCGCAACCCGCGAACAAGAGCAGCGACUGGCCGCCACGCGCCGCGCGAGUGCGAUUCGCGUCCAGAGCCUCUACCGCGGCGUUCGAGGUCGACGCUACUGCAACGCACUGGACGCCGAGCGUACGCUGCGUCGUCGCCAGCAGCUGCAGCACCGGUCAGCGCUCCAAAUCCAGCGACGCUGGCGCGGCCACACCGCCACCCGCGACGUGCACUUGCGGCGGCAGGCCAAAGCCGCCCUCGACAAGGAAGAGCAUUUCGCGGCCAUCAAGAUUCAGUGCCUCGCGCGGUCCAAGCAGGCGCGCAACCAUGCGCGCAAGCUGCGCCGCGAGCGCAAGCGUCAGAUGCUGCUUCGCCAAGAGCGCGAAGAAGCCGCCGUCUCGAUCCAAGCCGCGCUCCGGGGGCACUGGGGUCGGCAGCGCGCCGCCAAAAAGAAAGCACUUUUUGAAGCCAACGCGCAGGCCGCGCUCGCCAAGCUCGUGCGCGAUGCACAGGAGACCGCGGCUGUCCGCAUUCAGUGCUGCAUGCGCGGGUACCUCAGUCGGGAGCGGUACCGCGUCCGGCUGCGUGAGCACCGGAUCAAAGUCGCAGCGCUCAACGCGGCCCAAGAACGCGCCAAUGCCGCCAUCCGCAUCCAGUGCUUCCUCCGCAAGCGCAAGGCGGUGCGGAUGCUGGCGCUGCGGCGCGCCGAGUUUCAAAAGCGCAUUGCGAUGCUUGCGUCCGAGAAGGCGGGCGACGAGAUCGCACGCUUGCGCCAAGAACAGGAGGUCGAGCUGGCGCAGAUGAAGCUGCAAAUGCUGCUGGAGAAAGGCGCGAUCGAGGCCGAGGCCGCGCGGCUCCGCGCUGAAGUCGAGCAGCAGCGAUUGGUGCAGCUCGCAACGCUUAAGAUCGACGAAGCCACGCUCGCCAGCGACAAACUCGCGGCGAUGCUCGAGCCGUCGCACACAAGCGCGGCGCUCCAGGACGCGCGCGAGCUCGAGGCCAAGCGCGAAGCACUCGACCGCGAGCGGCAGCAACUGGCGUCAAUGGAAGAGAAGCGCCGUCGGGCCGCCGACGAAGAUGCCAAGCAGCGUGACGAAGAUGCGCGCCUGCGCGUGAGCCAAAACCUCUUGCAGCUCGAUACAGCCAAGUCCCUCGAGCUCGCGCGCAAGCAGGACGAGCAGCUCCAAGCCGCCAAAGCACUGACGGCCGAAGCCGCCAACCGCGUGGCAAAGGAGCGAGCUGCGCUUCAGAUUCAAGCGUUUGUCCGCGCGAGCUUGAGUCGGAAGCGCCUCAAGCGCAUCCAGGAAGAUCAAAAGCGGCAGCUCGAAGCGAUCAAGGACGUCCAAGAGCGCGCCUUGUUGAAAGCGCGUCUGGAGAAGGAAGAAGUCAAGCGCCGACUGGUCGAGGCGCUCGAGGACGAAGCCCGCGUCCGGGAGCAAGAGGAGCGAGAGCUCGCGCUUGUGCUCGAGCAGAAAAAGAUCCGCGAGCAGCAGCGCGUCGCAGAGCGCAAGGCCAAAGAUGUGGCCGCGCGCCGGAUCCAGGCGGCGGGCAAAGGCUACAUCGCGCGGCGCCAGGUCCAAUCCAUGCAGGCCAAGAUCGAGGCCGAGCGCAAACGGCGGGAAGCGCAGGCUGCCAAAGAAGCCGCGGCCGAAGAAGCGGCGGCGAAGGCGAAGGCCGACGCGGUGGCCACCUCGACCAGCGACGACGAGUGGGUCGAAUACUGGGACGAGAACGCGCAGGCGUCCUACUACUUUAACAUUCGCACCCAAGAGGCGAGCUGGACAAAACCGGGCUACACCAACCCUGCCGACGUGGCGGCGCAGCUGCUGAGCUACUCGAACGCGAUCUCGACGCAAGAUUACACGACCGAGAACGUGGGCGGCUACUAUAGCGCGACGACCAACGAGUAUGGUUUCUACGACGAGGCAGGCGUGUACCACUACUACGACGACGGCGCUGCGGCCAGCGGCAGCGACGGCUGGGCGCAGUACGUGGACGAGGCGUCCGGCGCGGCGUACUACUACAACCACUACACGGGCGAGCGCUACUGGGCCUAAGACAGCUCUAAGACGCAAGUAAACGUAAUACGAAC
Saprolegnia parasitica CBS 223.65 is the source of this 4001-nucleotide messenger RNA. RefSeq lists its product as hypothetical. The transcript is spliced from 5 exons. Gene Ontology annotation, cellular component: spindle pole. Lineage: Eukaryota; Oomycota; Saprolegniomycetes; Saprolegniales; Saprolegniaceae. Gene Ontology annotation, biological process: establishment of meiotic spindle localization; mitotic cell cycle; spindle organization. The record is from RefSeq and is a predicted model, not a curated record. Bases 1 to 3966 code for a protein of 1321 amino acids. Gene Ontology annotation, molecular function: protein binding; calcium ion binding.